AUGUUUCAGUUGAGAUCCGUGAAAUUGGACGGUAGCAUAACAUCGCUGGAGAUUCUAGAGGGUCCGAAGGUCGACGCUCGCCUGCUUCUAGCCGGCACUCGCAGCAGCGAGGUGUACGCGAUCAAUAUUGACACAUUUGUGCCUACCCUCGUCGUCACCUGUCAUCGAUGCGCCAUCAACGAUAUCGCCUUUCCUAGGGGUAUGUCGGGAGUGUUCGCGACGGCGGGCGCGGGGUCGGUGCGCGUGUGGUGCCUGCAGAGCGCGCGCGAGCUGCUGCGCAUCGUCGUGCCCAACUUCACCUGUGCCGCAGUCCUCUUCUCCGGCGACGGCAAGUCCAUCGUCUCCGCGUGGAACGAUGGUAACAUCCGAGCGUUCACGCCUCUCACCGGCCGCCUGAUGUACUGUAUACUGAACACGCACAACAAGGGUACCUCCGCACUCGACAUGACUUCCGACGGCCGCACGCUCAUAUCCGGCGGCUGCGAGGGACAGGUCCGCGUGUGGGACAUAAAGCCCGAGACCCAGACCCUGAAGAAGGUGUUAAAGGAGCACAAGAGUCCGGUAUCAGCCAUCCAGGUGUCGCCCAACGAUAUGGAGGCCGUCAGCGCCGGUACCGAUGGCUCCUGCAUUAUUUGGGAUUUGAUGUCACUGUCGCGACGGCAGGUGCUGUACGCGAACACGCUGUUCAUGUGCGCGUGCUGGGAGCCGCGCGGCUGCCAGCUGCUGACGGGCGGCAGCGACCGCCGCGUCGCCUACUGGGAGGCCGCCACCGGCAACCUGGCGCGCGAGCUAGAAGCAAGUAAAGUCGGCGCUAUCAACGGUUUGCAUAUCACACAAGAUGGAGAAUUAUUUGUCACUGGUGGCAACGAUCAAAUGGUCAAACUAUGGAAGUACCAGGAGGGUAUCUACACACACGCGGGACUGGGGCACGCCGGCGCCGUUACGUGUUGCCGCUUCAGCCCCGACGCGCGACAUAUCGUCAGUACCUGUGCCGCCGGGGGUAUAGUCGUUUGGAAGGUACCCGAGCAAUAUAUUCAAAAAGAGAAACCGCCAUCAGCCGUCCGGAAAGUUGUGGAGUCCCCAAAGUCCUUGAAACAACAGCUGCAUCUACCCCUGGAGGAGAAAACGUUGCAUGAGCGUCAGCACAAACUCCCCGCCGCCCCGUCUAAGGUGGAGAAAAUAGAAGCUAUGAACACUUCACGCAGCAGUGUCCAUUCCUGCUGUCCGUGCGACCUCACAGUCCGAUCCAAAGACUCGAAGAAGAGCACACCAAAAUCAGGAUCCGUAAAAUGCUGUAGACCACCAGAUAAUCUACCUACGAGGACUACAAGUAAAGACUACAUAAGUGGCAGUGGAGAUAGAAAAUGA
This is a messenger RNA of Parnassius mnemosyne (clouded apollo), 1368 nucleotides long. The record is from the annotation of a GenBank genome assembly. NCBI's taxonomy places the organism in Eukaryota, Metazoa, Arthropoda, Insecta, Lepidoptera, Papilionidae.